AUGCAAGAUCUUAUAUACGAAGAUGGUGACAUUGAUGCUGAUGAUGAUUGGCAAACAUCCGCAUCUACUUCCACCGUUUUUCAGCAACAUGAAAAAAUUACAUUUAAGACAAUUCAAAAACAGUACACACUCUUUUUACUCGAAAUGAGAGAACAACAUAUGUUACCACAAGGGAUAAUUCAAAAUAUUACAACAAGUAUCCUGAACUUAUUUGAUAUGACGAUCGAUCUUAUAGAAGAAAAAGCAAAAGAAGAAAAUAUUAAUGAACAACAAUCAUCAACAACAAUGAUAUCUACAAACAGCAUUAGAAAAACCAUCAAGAAAAUUGAAGAAUUAAUUACUUUCUCAACAAAAAAUGAAUAUCAAUUUAUUAAAUCUUGCAAAAGUUUCUUUGAUUAUACACCACCUAUUGAAAACCUUAUCUCAUCAAAAGAUGAAAAAAAAGAAUAUUCGUAUCAUGUAUCAAUUAAAGAUUCCUUGAAAAAGAUAUUAGAAAAAGAUGAAAUGAUACCGUUACUUAUAAAUAAUAUUCAAGAUCAAAAUGAAAUAACGCAAGCUGAUUCCGACUUAAUGUUUUCUUUUCGGCAUGGGAUAAGAGGAAAUAAAAUUAAUAAAAAAUCAUUCUUGAUUCAAUUAUACGUUGAUGGAAUCGGUGUAACCAAUCCAAUAGGGCCAAGAAAAGGUCUUCAUAAUAUUACUAUGGUCUAUUUUCUUUUGGAAGAUAUACCAGAUAUAUUUCGAUCAACAUUACAAUGUAUAAAUUUGGCAGCUAUUUGUUAUACGAAGUAUUUAAAUAAUAAUGAAAAAAUGAAAAAGUUCUAUGCUCUAAUUGUGAACGAUUUAAAUGGAUUACAAUCAACUGGUUUAAUCAUAAAUACUUUCAACAGUCAAAUCUACUUUACAUUUACCACAAUAGCUGCUGACAACUUAGCAGCGCAUGAAGUAGCAGGUUUUCAAGAAACAUUUAGCUCGGGUCAUUUUUGCCAGCGAUGUUUGAUCUCGUAUGAAAAUCGUUUAGUAUCAUUAGCUGAUGUUGACAUUAUUCCUAGAGUAAAUGUUAAACACCAAUAUUAUUUACAACUACUAAACGAACUUCCUAGUAGAAAGUCUGUAUUUGGUGUAGUUGGACCAAGUCCCUUCGACGAGUUAAUCAAUUUUGAUCCAACACAAUGUUUUCCCGGUGAUAUAAUGCACGACUUUUUCGAAGGUGUUUGUCCUUUGAUCGUGAUAGCAAUGCUAAAAGAAGCAUCUAAUUUAAAAUUAAUUACAUAUGCUGGUAUACAAGAAAGAACUGAGAGUUUUUCGUAUGGUGCAUUCGAUUCGUUGGACAGACCACAACCUAUACAAGUAAAACACUUUCAUAAAAAUUGCAUCAAUGGGACUGCAGCACAAAAGUAUUGUUUAUUCCGUUUAUUUCCUAUUGUUUUUGCUGAUAUAACUGCACGUUUAAAAACAUUCAAGAUUUAUUUGGUUUUACGUGAAAUGCUGGACAUGGUACUGGCUUUACCUGUACGAAAGAGUUGGUUACCAUAUAUCGAAACAUUAGCUAUUAGCUUUCAGAAGGAACAAAUCGAUGGUGAAACAUUAUUUUAUAUGAACGACUUCGAUCUUCUGAAACCAUUUAAAUUGUCGUACAAGAAUCAGUUACUGUUUUUAACAGAACGAGAAAAAUUAUUUUUGACAAAGACUAUAAAAGAAAGUCCAACAUCAUCAUCAACAACACACGAAACAACAGCAAACGUUGUCAAUGAUAUUGUACAAGAAACAAGUGAAUAUAAUGAUGUCGUUCAGUUGUCAGCAGAUUUAACAGCUGUUACACCACCAAUCUCAACAAAUUCUUCAAUAUCUGUAAAAUUAUUACCAGAUCCAUAUGUAGUACCUGAUUUACCUGAUCAAGUCAAACAUGCAAUUACUAACAAAGAAAUGGAAAAAUUUGAAAAAUUAUGCAAUUUCAGAUCUAUUGUGAUCGAUGCAAUAUUUUACGACUUAAAAACAAAUUAUGAUUUGAUUUAUCCAACAAAAACACAAUAUAGUACUAUUGUUAAUGGUCUAUUAAAUCAUUUAGGUGUGGAAUAUGAUACAAAAAAAAUGGUAAGUGAACGUCAUCAAUAUUUAUUACAAAACUAUGAACAUUCUUUAUUACAGAAUUCUUGGCGUGAAUCGUUAAUUUCCAAAUUUAAACGAGAACGACAAAAUUUGACACCAGCUACUCCUCUACCAACAAUACAAGUAGUGGAUGAUCAUUUAAACAUUUAUCUCGAUUGGACGUUCAUUUGCACAUCAAAAUCAAUUGAAGAAUCAAUUGCUAUUCUCAUUGGAUUAUACUCGUUGAUGGAUCUCAAAUUUAAUACGUAUAGAGUGGCAGCACGAUUUUUUUACGCAUAUUUAAUGAACGAUCAACAAAAGCAGCCAAACAAUAUUCGUAAGAUUUUUAAAGAGCAUAUUAUUGAGCUUGUAUGUAAUCCCAUAUCAUCUGUUCAACUUCAACAUCAAUACCAAUCAUCUAUCCAACUGCAACAUCAAUCUCCAUCAUCUGUCGAACAAAUUAAAGAAAUAAACAACAACAAAGAUUUUUUUCCUGAUGAUCGUGAUGACCGUGUCCAUGAUUUGGUUAUUGACAACGAAGAAAACGAUGAGCAACAAAUAAAUAUCAACAUUUCAACAUCAAAAACAAUUUUAAUGAAAUCUACUCCAAAAUCUUGUCGAAAAAGAAAAGCUAAUCAUUUACCAGAGAAUACAGAUUUAGGUGAAGAAGAAAACACUCCACCAAGAAAAAAACUCACCAAUUCAAAGCAAACCAAGCGUCAUUAA
Rotaria sordida is the source of this 2811-nucleotide messenger RNA. The record is from the annotation of a GenBank genome assembly. NCBI's taxonomy places the organism in Eukaryota, Metazoa, Rotifera, Eurotatoria, Philodinida, Philodinidae.